This is a messenger RNA of Rhinocladiella mackenziei CBS 650.93, 1665 nucleotides long. RefSeq lists its product as uncharacterized. The transcript is spliced from 5 exons. The record is from RefSeq and is a predicted model, not a curated record. Gene Ontology annotation, molecular function: RNA binding. NCBI's taxonomy places the organism in Eukaryota, Fungi, Ascomycota, Eurotiomycetes, Chaetothyriales, Herpotrichiellaceae. The coding region runs from base 1 to 1665 and encodes 554 amino acids.
AUGGCCGCGGGGUCCCCAGAAUCGCGAUAUACGGUUGCUAAUGGCCAUACAGCCCCCAAAAAGAAUCAGAAAAUGUCCCUCGGGACCUUUUUGCAAGAUGAGAACUAUGGAUCAUGGGCCGAUGAGAUGGAAGACAUGCCUUUGCCUCCAUCCGACAAUCGACCCAGCUAUGGCACGGAUCGACGAGCCUUCAGCUCAGCUACCGGCAUGGGUAAUGGACUACCGGAGCGACGAGACACGUUUCCUGCACGAGAGCAACUCCCUCUCCCCACCCAACCCCCCUUUACGGCACACUUAGCAAACUUGUCUUUCGACGCCACCCAAGCCGAUGUCAAUGAAUUCUUUCGAGACUGCCAAGUCACAAAUGUCCGCAUUGUGGAAGACAAGAUGGAUCGCAAGCCUAAGGGCUUUGGUUAUGUUGAAUUUGCGACUUUAGAUGGCCUCAAAGCUGCGUUGGCACAAAGUGGUAACAAUUUAGCAGGACGGCAGGUUCGCAUCAGCGUUGCAGAGCCUCCGAAAGAGAGACACGAAACACGAGACUUCAGCGACUGGUCGAGAAAGGGCCCCCUCCCGGAUUUGCCCAGCAACCAACGCAGAGUGUCUGACAGACCGGGCGGAUAUGGUGGCCGGAAUUACGACAAUAUGUCCGAUGCUGGGAGCGAGCGGGGCAACCGUCGUGGGUUCGACCAAGGAGACGGAAAGGUGAGGGACUUUUCGAAUUGGGAACGAAAAGGGCCAUUGUCCCCUGUGACACCCGCACCUACAUCCCUUCGAGAAGGUGGCAGACAACAGAGCAAAGACGGCCCCGGAGGAUUCCGUAAGAACUCCCCGGCAUGGGGCGAGGGUAGAUCUCAAGAGGGUUCUCGACCUCCCAGACGCGAGUACACCGAACGCCCCCCGCCUGAACGACAGCCUACCGCCUCCGAGCUUGACACUCAAUGGCGAGCUAGAAUGAGACCAGACCCUCCGGCGAAGGCACCUACUCCAGAAGCCAGUGAACCCCCAUCUCCGGCCCCGGCUCCUGUCCCGGCGACCAGACCGAAGCUGAAUUUGCAAAAGAGGACCGUCUCUGAUGCAGAUCCGCUUCAAUCUCCCGCUCCAGUCACCGAUUCCAAAUCCAGUCCAUUUGGAGCCGCUCGUCCAGUCGAUACAGCUGCCAAAGAAAAGGAGGUUGAAGAGAAACGCCAGCUUGCCCUCCGACAGAGACGGGAGGCUGAGGAAAAGGCUAGAGCCGAAAAGGCCGAGGAGAAACGCUUGGCAAAGGAGAAGGCCGAACUUGAGAAGUCAAAGGAAGCUCCAAGCAAAGAACCAAAAGAGAAUAACGUCACAAAGGAGAAUGGAGAGGAAAGCCCACAACCAACACCGAAAUUUGAUAUUCUUCGUCGGGCCGAUACUGGCAUGAAUGACAUGGUUGCAGAUGAGGAGAAAGAAGAGGAGGGCGAAGAGCAAGCACUGGUUGACGAAAAGGCAGCCAAACCCAAGGAAGUUGUACGAACCCCGCCAUCUGCUCGAACGAAUGGCUCUUGGAGAUCCAGCCAACCUCCUCAGGCCCCCGAAGGAAGCACCACUGCCGCAUUGGAGGAAGAUGGCUGGAGUACUGUGUCGAAGCCCACGAAGCAGCGCAAUAACCGUCGAAACAUGCCUCCCAGAGCGAUUGCAUCUUGA